Molecule: messenger RNA, 5748 nt
Organism: Acanthopagrus latus (yellowfin seabream)
Lineage: Eukaryota; Metazoa; Chordata; Actinopteri; Spariformes; Sparidae
Gene: trpm4a
Product: transient receptor potential cation channel, subfamily M, member 4a
Exons: 29
Coding region: 96-4064 (1322 amino acids)
Biological process (GO): calcium ion transmembrane transport
Cellular component (GO): membrane
Molecular function (GO): ligand-gated calcium channel activity; calcium-activated cation channel activity
Source: RefSeq, a predicted model, not a curated record
UAAGUUUAACAGCAGGCUGUCAGCUUUUUUGGACAUGGCCCUGCAAAGACAGCAGGAGUCAGGAGCAGAGAAAAGUAAGAGGAAGAAACUGUGAGAUGAUGACCGUGUAUCACUUGCAAAUGAAUACCAUACCAUACCAUUUCCGUGAAGGCUCUGAGCUUUACCGAGAACAGUGGGGUUGGGCCAAAGUCUGCAAAGAGAGGCUGGUAGCUGACUACAGUGGAGACAGUGGGUGGAGCUGCACAGCUGAGCCGGAUCUCUCUGAUCAGACUGCACUGUUACAGCACAGGAUGAACGAGCAGGAGAAAGAGAGAGACGGGGGAGGUGGUAAAGCUGGAAAUAAUCAAGAAAAAGAUCAGAGCUGGAUUCCCAAGAUCAUCAAAAAGCGAGUGUGCACCACCUUUGUUGAAGACUCUUUCAGUGAUGGAGCAUUGUGUCAGUGUGGUGGUGUGCAGGAGGUGCAUGACUCUGUGGCAAGAGGAGACUACUUUGGAGCUGCUAUUGUCACCCAGUGGGACAGCAGGCAGCACUCUUCAGAGAAUCCCACCGAUGCUUUUGGACAGCUGGAGUUUGCAGGCGCUGGACACCGACAUAGCCAUUUUCUGCGGCUUUCAUGUGACACUCCACCUCAGAUCGUCUACACCCUAAUGACAACUCACUGGGGGCUGCCCUCACCCAACUUGGUGGUGUCAGUUGUGGGAGGGGAAGGACAUGAGAAGAUCAAAACCUGGGUGAGAGAUGUCCUGAGAAACGGACUGGUUAGGGCAGCACAGAGCACAGGGGCCUGGAUACUAACAGGAGGUCUGAGGGAGGGCAUAAGCCGCUGUGUGGGCGAGGCGGUGAGGGACCAUGGGGCUGCAGCUCCAGCUCUCUCCGAGAAGAAAGUGAUUGCUGUGGGACUGGCACCCUGGGGCAUGGUGCACAACAGGGAGCAGCUUGUCAAUCCCCAGGGGAGUUUUCCUGCUCGGUACUAUGUGCAGAAUACAUCCCGUGACUCCUGCUGCCUGGACAAUAACUGCCAGGCUUUCCUCCUGGUGGACGAUGGAAGUGUUGGCCGCCGUGGCGGAGAGACAAGCUUUUGUGCAAGUCUGGAGGACUACAUUUCCCAUCAGCGCACUGGCAUUUGGGGUAGUGGCAGUAUUGAAAUCCCAGUGUUGUGCAUGCUCAUAUCAGGGGACGCAAACAUGCUGGAGAGAAUAGAUGCCUCUCUGAGGAAUGCUACACCCUGGCUGGUUCUUGCUGGUUCUGGUCCAGCUGCAGACCUUAUCAGUGAGCUGCUGGGCAAUCUCUUACCUAGCCCCCUCAGUCCCAUCUCUCCUCCAGCAGAGGGCGAUGCUGUUGAAGGGCCCAGCACAGAGCGCCGUGACUGGGUUCAUGACAAGGUCCGGAGACACUUCCCAGUGGAAGCUGACCAGGAGAAACUGGUGGAUUAUGCUCUGAGUAUACAUCAGAACAGAGAGCUCAUUACUAUUUUUCAUGGGGAACAGGAGGGUUCUGAUGACUUUGAUAUAGUUCUCCUCAAAGCCCUUGUAAGAGCAAGUAAACGCGUGUCAAGUGAAGCCAGUGAGUACACUGAAGAGCUGAAACUGGCCGUGGCCUGGAACCGCGUGGACAUCGCCAAAGCUGAGCUCUUCAAUGGAGACAUACAGUGGAAGUAUGAGGACCUUGAAGACUCUAUGACAGAUGCACUGAUCAAUGACAAGCCCCAGUUUGUGCGUCUGUUCUGCGAAAAUGGUCUGAAUAUCCUGGAGUACCUCACCUACCACCGUUUGGAAAACUUGUACCACUCACUGUCAGACAGCUCACUGGCCUACAUUCUGCUCCAGAGGCGUCUGAGUGAGAGGCAGGGGAUGGCUGGAUACCUGCCUAACCUGGAUGGAGCUGUGACAGUACCUCUGAAGAGCCCCCAGAGUGCACUAACUGGACCUGCAUCAGCAAUGGGGCUCAGCCUCUUUGAGGUGUCCCGUCUCCUGUGGGACCUGUUGGGGGAUGUCUGUCAGCCUUUCUACUAUGGACCUCUGGGUCUGGAACCCAGCACCAGCACAAGGAGGGCUCUCAAGCAAAUGAAUAAGAUGCUGCUGGGAGAGUGUGUGUAUCGAGACCAGUGCUGCCUCUCUCCCUGGGCAGCCCUCUUCAUCUGGGCUGUCCUGCAGAACCGCAGUAAAAUGGCUGUUUACUUCUGGGAGAUGGCAGGGGAGUCUGUACUGAGCGCUUUGGGUGGAUGUAAGAUGCUGCGGGAGCUUUCUAAGCUUGAGUGUGAAACUGAGAACAAAGUUGCUAUGAAGGAACUGGCACAGACGUUUGAGAACCUUGCACAUGAUGUAUUCAGUGAGUGUUACCAGAACAGCGAAAGUCGCUCCUUCACUCUCCUUAUAAGGAAGUCUCCAGUGUGGGGCGGUGCAACAUGCCUGCAGAUGGCCACUGCGGCUGAUGCCCGCCUUUUCUUCAGCCACGAUGGCGUUCAGUCGAUGCUAUCGCAGAUCUGGUGGGGUGACAUGGAGAGGAAUACUGAGGUCUGGAAACUGGUGCUAACCUUCUUCUUGCCCCCCCUCCUCUACACAGACCUUUUGAGCUUCAGGGAACAAGAGGAGGAGGUCAGGUCUUUGGAUGUCCACCCUUACAGAGACACUGAAAGCCUGGAUGGGAAUGAUGCCACUGUCUUCUCACUGACUGACAUUAUCCAAAAUGAAGAAGAAGCUGAAGAGUUCAGGGCUCUAAAAGAAAAGAUGAGAGACUCUUUGCCAUCCAACUCCAAGAGACCUUUUAUUGUAUCCCGGUGGAGACAGUUCUGGUUCGCCCCUGUCACCUCAUUCCUUGGCAAUGUGCUCAUGUACUUCCUCUUCCUCUGCCUGUUUGCCUAUGUUCUGUUGGUGGACUUCAAGCCCCCACCCCCUAAAGGCCCCACCACGCUGGAGAUUGUGCUUUACUUUUGGGUUUUCACCUUAGUAUGUGAAGAGAUUCGACAGACCUUCGUUGUGGGCAGCACCUUUGUGCUUCAGAGGAUGAGGAACUACAUACAGGAUGUGUGGAACAAGUGCGACCUCACAGCCAUUGCUCUCUUCACUUUGGCUGUCUGCUGCAGAAUGUUUCCCCAGUCAUAUGAGUUUGGCCGAGCUGUGAUGGCCAUAGAUUUUAUGGUCUUCUCAUUACGUCUGAUCCAUAUAUUUGCCAUCCACAAACAGCUUGGGCCCAAGAUUAUUAUCGUUGGCAAAAUGAUGAAGGACGUUUUCUUCUUCCUUUUCUUUCUGGCUGUGUGGCUCAUGGCCUAUGGUGUGGCUAAUCAGGCACUCCUUUACUCGUAUGAUCCACGCCCUAAUUGGAUAUUUCGCCGAGUGUUCUACAGACCAUACCUGCACAUUUUUGGACAAAUACCCAUAGAUGAAAUGGAUGCUGAUAAGUUGGAAGAAAGUAACUGCACAAACAAUACCACACUAAUUGAAGCAGGAGGGGAGCCCUGUAUGAACACCUAUGCCAACUGGUUGGUUGUCAUCCUCCUUGUCAUCUACCUACUGUUCACCAACAUAGUACUGGUUAACCUACUCAUUGCUAUGUUCAGCUACACCUUUUCAAAAGUACAGGAGCGCAGUGACACCUACUGGAAGUUUCAGCGUUACAACCUGAUUGUGGAGUACCACUCAAGGCCCUGCCUGGCACCGCCCUUCAUUAUCAUCUCUCACCUCCACCUUUUCAUCAAAAGAUACAUCCGCCACAUCCCCUCAGUCAAGAGCAAACACUUUGUUUUGGAACUGCGGGGUAGAGAGGCCAGUCGCCUCAACACGUGGGAGGCUAUCCAAAAAGAAAACCUCCUCUCAGCUCAGAAUAAGCGACAGAGGGAGAGUGACACUGCACGGCUUAAAUGUACAUCUGUCAAGGUAGACAAUGUGCUGAAGCAAAUGGCAGAGAUCCGUGACCAUGACAGGAGGUUGCGGCUGCUGGAGUCAGAGCUGGAAUACUGCUGUAGCGCUCUCUCCUGGAUGGCAGAAGCUCUGUUUCAGAGCAAUCUGAUAAACACUGACCGCCGCCCACCACUCCUCAGAGAUAUGAAUCCACUUUCUCCAGGCUGACUCUGAGCUCCAGGAUCUCACUGACACAUACACAUGCAGACACACACACACACACACACACACACACACACACACACACACACACACACACACACACACACACACACACACACACACACCUUAAGGUUAACCUAACCUCAGCUAAGCUCAAAUCAUGAAUUAAAAGGAUUUACAUUAUGGGGACUUCUGUGGCCCCUAAAGGAAGGGGAGUGAUAUUGUAGACAGAUUUAUGGCAUGUCUCCAGAGUGUGAGUAAUUCACAUCGACACACUCACGUCAAUCAGAGCUGUUGUGUCAAAAAGCACCUUAUUUUUUUUUAAUACUACCAAUCAUUUAAUUUCUUUUACUUUAUUGAUUUUAGAUGUAUGCUGUUUUUGGUAGAAUUUUAGUUAGGAUUAAGUAUAUAUUGAGGAAUUUCACACUUUCCUUUAUACAUUUGUGCCACCAUGCAUUGCUGUAUGCUAUAGCACCUUCCAGCUCUAACAUUCAGACUCGCUGAAGUCUGAAAUUUUCAAGUUAUUAUGAUUAACAAUACAAAUAGGAGCUUUGAAUAUCUGAGCAUUAAACUAAGCUUCAAGCCCCAGAUGUGCCUAGAGUGCCUUGUUGAUAUGUCUGUUAAGUUGAUUAAGGCAAUUAUCACCAUUUAUGAUAUAAAAUACUGUUGCAUUAUAAAAACCCUUUCUGGGGUGUUCAAUGUUCAGUUGGUGGAGACCAAAUAAAAGCUAAAAGGAGAAUUCAUGAGGUGGACCCAAACACCACUUCAAACGAAUCAUAACGUUCCAACAUAACCAUUUAAUAAGAUAAUAUUUCAGUUUUCAAGUUUUCAGCCUUCUCUGCUUCACCCAUGACUACCUUUAAGUACAGGUGUGAGCAACCCCAAAACACAUUUGAAAUCCAACCACUUAGACCACAUUCAGAGGUGUUCUUGGUCAUAUGUGACCACAUGCUUUUCGCAGCUUGUACACAUAUGUGUCCUUGUCCACACUGAAGGACCAAUGUCAACACACAUGAAAUAAUAGUCAUGAAAGAAGAGGAUGUCAAUGAAUAGGCAUACUGGUUGUCAAAAUGUUUGUUUAAGAGAUUAACACUGUCCUGGAGUGAGUAAUAUGAAUUUCACACAGUCAUCAUCCUUUUGUGCCACCACUGACAGGUGUUGCCACCAAAAAGCUCACAAUGACGCAGCAGUAGACAAUGUUAUUCAUUAGUAAGUUUGUAACAAAGCAUUUCAAGCCACAAUGGUGUGGGGGGGAAAAAGUCUGUUUGCUACUGCAUGCAUGGACCCGUCAAGGACUGUAUGCACCUCCUUGUUAGACAAUUGGACAUGACGUCAGUUUAGACACACGAUGAUGUCACAGUCACUGAGAUAAAUGUCUAGUUGGCAGCUGUCAUCAUCAGUUAUCUGUACGUUAACAUGGAAUUAAAAAGAAAAAAGAGAAAGAAACUAGUCACGAUGGUGAUGGUGGGGUUUGUAGGGUGUUUCUAUUUUUAUUUUGGGGGGUUAUCGCUAUUGUACCUGUAUUACAAUAUCUGUUCAAAGUUAAUAUUACCUGUGAUAUUUGAAUACUUCAACUUUGUACUGUAUGUUCUGCUGUAUACAGAUAUUUUAUGUAUAUUUCUAGACAAAGACUGUGUAAAGAACUCUUUUCAACAAAGUCAUAAUAAAUGGGUUUUUCUCUGCAUUGUAA